Molecule: messenger RNA, 670 nt
Organism: Sclerotinia trifoliorum
Lineage: Eukaryota; Fungi; Ascomycota; Leotiomycetes; Helotiales; Sclerotiniaceae
Source: the annotation of a GenBank genome assembly
AUGUGUAAGUACUUGUCCACCGAAGCAGUAUUGGGAGGAAGGAUAAAAACAUGAUCAAGAUUCAGGCGACAUUGAUCUAGGCUCAGAUCAAGGUCCACGCUAUAAAGCAUUCGGAAAAUUCAAGCUCUUCGCGGCAGAAAUCCAAUGCAUGAUAUUCAAGCAAUACUUCCCGGACCCUCAAUUAAUCCAAUUCAAAUUCAAGAUCGAGGAAGAACAAAACCACAACGAGGGAAGAAUCGAUGUGGAACUCACAUGCAACCUGCCCACAAACCCUACCAUGCUGCCAUUACUCCAAGCAUGCACAAUUUCUCAAAAUGAGGUAUUCGACACUUUAAAGAGGUUGAAGUUAUUUGAUGAAGUCGAAAAUUCAGAGUACAAGGUGUUUUACCAUUUCCUAAAGCAUCAUUUUUCGACGGGGAAUACCUCUUUCUCCGUCUGCAUGAGACCCAAAAAAGAUACUCUUGUGUUGGAAAGUCCGCAACUUAUAUCCCUUUACCGCUAUGGAGGCUAUAUCACUAUGAAUAACAUAACACACUUUGCUCUCGCCGACGUUGAUCCUCGUAGGUGGGAGAGGACCCUCGGGACCCCCUUAGCUAGCGAAACCAAAGUUGCGAGCAUUCAAGCACAUUUAUUUCAACUUUACAUUUGUCCAGCUCUGGAAAAGAUAUAA